AUGGACAUAACGCUCAUCGCAGGAUUCUUCCUCGAUUCACAUUCUCCUGUCACGACCCUCCUUCAUUCUAUGUGUGCCGCACACGACACAAGCCUCUCCAAUCUUUCCCCCAUCCCCAUCCUCCUCUCUUCCCGCCUCGGAAAGCUCGUAAUCACCGAAGGCGAAGAGCAGAGAUGCACCGCGACACCUGCUGUCUCCACACGCUCUGAUGCACUCCUGCUGACGAUCGGGGAGCACAGCUAUGGGACAAAGACGCCUUCGUCUCUGCUCUUCGUCCUUCUUUUGAGUGACCCGAUGGUCUCAACAUGCUAUAUCUCCAGGUCUAUUGAACAAUGUUACUUCCUUCUAUGCGGCGGGCACGCCGAGGCGCGUCACAGUACUUCUGCGGCACUUCGUUCUGUAACCACUGUCGAGGAGAAUCAAAUUGUUGACCCUCUCUCGAGCGGUUUCAGUGUGAUGUUGUUUGAAGCCGAGGUGCUGUGCCUCGUUCCAGCCGUGUUCUCUCCGUACUGGGCUUGA
Messenger RNA from Cyclocybe aegerita, 519 nucleotides. The record is from the annotation of a GenBank genome assembly. NCBI's taxonomy places the organism in Eukaryota, Fungi, Basidiomycota, Agaricomycetes, Agaricales, Hemipholiotaceae.